AGUUCCAAUAUAGGAUUUGUAUUCUAACAGUCUGAUAAGCCGACUAUACAUUCGAAGACCUUAUUCUUUCUUUGACCUUUAAAAAUGAACCUGUACCUGGUGUUUUGCCUGUGUUUUAUAGGGCCAAGUGUGUCGUUUCCUGAUACAGAGUUUUUGAAACUCCAGCGGGAGCUUAACAAACAGAAGCAAAGGCUUGACGUUUUUGAGAAGGAAUUGCGCCGCAAUGAUAACACAGCUAUCAAUUCGGUCCUGCCAGCUUUACUCGCAAAACGCGACUAUGAAGGUGUAGCAUUCAGUGCAACUCUCAGCGUGGCUUUUGACAGCAGCGGUCAUAACAAACCAAUCCCAUUCGACUCGGUGAAUGCAAACUCUGGUAAUGGUUAUUCGCCAUCAACGGGUGUGUUCACAGCCCCACAAGCCGGUAUGUACAUGUUGUACACAUCUCUGUCGGUUGAUGGAGACGAUGCCUUGCACGCUGAGUUACAGAAGAAUGGAGUGCCCCAGUGUGCCUGUACUUCCACACACUACGGAUCAGGCUCCUGUAUGGUAAUAAUCCCGCUUUCUGUCGGCGACAGAGUCUUAGUUAAAGAAAUAUACGGUCGUCACGUCAGAGGAGAUCAUUUAGCUACCUUCAAUGGAUGGUUAGUUUUAUAAACAAAUGGUUGUUUCCUGUCUGCCAAUGGCUUCUGCUAGUAAAGUGUAAGAUGAAUA
Messenger RNA from Pecten maximus, 711 nucleotides. Its product is annotated as complement C1q-like protein 4. Lineage: Eukaryota; Metazoa; Mollusca; Bivalvia; Pectinida; Pectinidae. The record is from RefSeq and is a predicted model, not a curated record. The transcript has 2 exons. Gene Ontology annotation, molecular function: protein binding. Bases 85 to 654 code for a protein of 189 amino acids.